Molecule: messenger RNA, 1281 nt
Organism: Fusarium vanettenii 77-13-4
Lineage: Eukaryota; Fungi; Ascomycota; Sordariomycetes; Hypocreales; Nectriaceae
Exons: 4
Coding region: 27-1052 (341 amino acids)
Molecular function (GO): oxidoreductase activity, acting on the CH-OH group of donors, NAD or NADP as acceptor
Source: RefSeq, a predicted model, not a curated record
AUUUGUAUGAUCGCCACGGACUUAUCAUGUCUACCCAAUUACUUGUCAUCACUGGGGUUUCUGGCCAUGUGGGCUUUCGCGUGCUCGCCGAAGCUCUCAGCAGAGGCUACAAGGUCCGCGCUGUGAUUCGCAAGCCCGAACAGGCUCAGCUGAUCAAAAGUACGGAAUCUGUUAAGCCCUACCUGAGCCAUCUGGAGUUUUCUGUGCUUCCCGACUUGCUCCUACCUGGAGCCUUCGACGGCACUCUACGAGGGGCGACCGAGGUGAUUCAUGUUGCCUCCCCCCUUCCAGGACCAAGUGAUAAUUACAAGCGCGAUCUGAUCGAGCCGGCCAUCAACGCUACAGUGGGCAUUCUCAAAUCGGCUGUGAAGGUUCCGUCGAUCAGAAGGGUCGUUAUAACAUCGUCCAUUGCGGCUCUCCUGACUUGGGAAUAUAUCACCUCGCCUGACACGACCCGGGUGUUUACUGUGCGAGACUCUUAUAUCCCGCCUGGGCCUGAUACUCCCUUCGAAAAUGCCAUGCAAGCCUACGCAGUUUCCAAGGCAUCUGCCUUUGUUGCCACCGAGCGCUUUAUUGAAGAAGCUAAGCCGACCUUUGACAUUGUCAAUAUUUUGCCCUCCAUGGUGAUCGGAAAGAACGAGCUGAACCGCAGGAGGGAGGAGGUCGCCAGCGGCUCCAAUGCCACGGCCAUGGGCGUCUUGCUGACUACUACGAGCGAUAUGCCAGCGCUUGGAGUUUCAGUCCACGUUGACGAUGUCGCCAAGGCUCACCUUGAUGCCUUGAACCCCGCUCUCAUCGGACAUCGUAACUAUCUCUGCUCUUCUGGAGGGCUGGAAGGCACUACGUGGGAGCAGGCAAAGGAGAUCGUCAGGAAGCACUUCAGCAAAGAGGUAGCUGACGGGACUCUGCCCCUUGCCGGUAGACUCCCGAGCAGACCUAUUCGGUUGGACUCUUCGGAAACGGAAAAGGCCUUUGGGUGGAAGUUCGCCAGUUUUGAGGCGCAGGUGAAGAGCCUCGUUGGGCAUUAUCUGGAACUCUCGGUUUCAAAGUAGAGAUCUGUAUCUCUACGCAAGGACCUCUCUCGAAUCUUGAGCCCAGACCCAUGGGAUUCCCGAUGGGCCAAGCUCGUCUAUAAGCCGGCGAUAGGCUUGGCCGGCCGUUCGCUCUCCAGCGCUGCCCUCAAAUCAAACAAAUCAAAUCCAGAGUCAUAUUUGAAAUAUUAGAUGGCCUGCAAAGCCAGAUUUAUUAUUUAGAAUAUUUAAUCAAAUAUUUCAAAUCCCA